AUGUUAGUGUGUGUGUUGGAGGUCGAUCAGCUGAUUGGACUUCACACGUAGGAGGGUGGAGCCAUGAUGGGCAAGGAUUACAUGUUGGCCAUCAUCAUAGUUAACUAUGACGACAACAUCUGGACUGAUCAGAACCUGCUGCUGGAUCCAGACCUCCCGUCUGGUUGGAGGACUAUCAAAGACUCUACAGGAACAUACUACUGGCACGUUCCCACCGGUGCCACCCAGUGGCAACACCCCCGCCUCAGCAACACACCUCAGCUGCUCCACACACAGCAGGAGGAGACUGGACCGCAGAGCUCCAACACAGAGACAGAUGGACCACCUGAGGAUAGGCCUUCUUGGCACGAAGAUUACCUCACCAACCACGAUCCAGAUGCCAAGUGUUUUGCCGUGCGCUCUCUGGGCUGGUUGGAGGUGGAGGAAGAGGACCUGUCUCCUGGUCGAAGCAGUCUUGCUGUCAGCAACGUCAUCCAGCAGCUGUCUCAGUGCAGCAGCCCCGAGCAGAGAGACAGGCCAGGUGCUUCAGGGGAGGGUCGGGAGAUGAUGCUGGUUCUGAAGAAAGAUACUCUGACCUUAUUGGACCCCUUAGACCACACCCUCCUGCACUGUCAGCCAAUCAUCAAUAUCCGUGUGUGGGGGGUGGGCUGCAACAAUGGCAGGGACAGGGACUUUGCCUUUGUUGCAGGUGACAAGGACAGCUGUGUGCUGAAGUGUCAUGUGUUUCGUUGUAACGCUCCAGCGAAAGCGAUAGCCAAGGCGCUGCACGAGAUGUGCUCUAAGAUCAUGAUGUCAGAGAAGACAGUGAGGCCGUCUCGCUCUCUUACCAUGGAGAGCAUCUCACCUGCAGAUCUGCCCAGACAAGUGGAGUUCCUGGAGGCGGUCCGGCAGCAGGUCCAGAAGUUUGAGGUCCAGUACAUUGGAAACCUGCCGGUGUCCCGAGCCAUGGGUAUGGAGGUGUUAAAUAGAGCCAUAGAGAGCAUCAUGAACUCCACAGACAGAGAUGAGUGGGAGCCAACCGUCAUCCAUGUCACCGACAACAUCCUGUCUCUGUGGAAGGGGGAGGACGGGGAGGAGCCUUUCUGGGAGUGUCAGGUACGUUUCCUCACCUUCCUGGGCGUCGGCCAUGACUGCCACACCUUCGCCGUGAUUGUGGACGGCGGCACACAGCAGUUCGAGUGUCACGUGUUCUGGUGUGAGCCGGAUGCAGGGAUGCUGUCUGAAGCGGUCCAGGCAGCCUGCAUGGUUCAGUAUCAGAAGUGUCUAGUGGCUCAGACUCCUCCCCCUAGAAGCAAGUCAUGGCGUGUGACCCCAUCGAAGGUCAAACGGGCCAACUCCAUGGACAGCGCCGCCUUCACUCCUCUUACAACCCAUUACCCUGGCAACAGUGGCCUGAUGGCGCCGAGGUUCACCAAAGGCAAUGGCAGCAAUGUGAGGAAGGGGAUGAUGGCGUUCUUCGAAACUUUCCGCAACAAACAGACCGCCACCUCCUAAUGACGGGGGCAGGGCCACCAGGGACACGUGUCAGCAGGGACUGCCCAUCCUUUCGGACUCUUACACGUCAAUAAAGACCAGGACAUCGUCUCAGAACAACCACACGGCUCUGGUGGUCCUGAUUGUGCCUCCUUCACAUCACCAGCGACGCCCCGAGACCACAGCCGCCUACUUCCUGUCUGGAACACCUGGGGUUAGCUUAGCGUCACAGUGCUAGCUAAGUGACUGCUGGUUGAGCAACAUAACAGGACCCAACAGCUUUUAAAGAAACAAAACCAGGAACUACUAACCAAGACUGGACCUGCUAAGAAGUCACACGUGAUCCAACAGGAUCCUGAUCACAUGACCAAUGGAUCAGCUGAUCGUUCACCCAAACUUAACGUUAACUGACCGGCAGGUUAUUAUCGUGCUCUACUCAGGACAGCCGGGUCAAAGUUCCAUCAGAGAAGAAGAACAGAGUGUUUAAACAUCUCCGACUCCACAUCAAUCAGCUGAUCACUGUAACGGUCAUGUGACUGUGAUGACUGGAGUCUAAGCCGACCUCAAACUUUCCCUUUGAACUGUCUGAAACAUUGAGCCAACUUUGAGCUAACAAAAAGCUACCUUAUGCAGCUAAUGUUAACUUAAUGGCAGAGCUAUCAUUGAGCUAACAUUGAGCUAUGUAAUGUAUCUAAUGUUAACGUAAUAUCAGAGCUAAUAUUGAGCUAACGUAAGCUAAUGUUAAGCUAACAUUAGCCUAAUGUUGGAGCUAUCGUAGCGAGGAGCAGCAUCUUCCCUGGCUGGAUCAGAGUCAGAUAUUAUCCUGUUAUGUAUUCGCUUCAUGCUUCAUAUUUAGAGAUUUAUUAAAGCUGCACUGACAGAUUCUGACCACCAGGGGGUUGAUAAAAAAACACCUGAUGUGAUGAUUACUGACCUACCUGUCCCUCAAUUAGAUGUUACCAUGGUAACAGCUUUUUCCUCAUGUGGCGUCUGCCGGACUGUGUCUUAAAGAGACAGACCAAUGUGACUCAUACUCAUUUUUGAGAAGCAAAAUAACGUUUUUACAGAAGAGGAUCAGGGCCAGUGAUAUUGUUGUUGUUUUUCAGGUCUGACAUUUAUUUUCUCAGACUUCUGACUCAAAUCUUAAUAUCCUGAGAAAAUAUCAGACCUUAACAUUUAUUAGUGUCUCUGUUCCUCAUCUGUCCGUUUUUUACUUUGUCUUUAAGACUUGUCUCAAAAUGAAGACCCCUCCUACAUGAACGUCUCUAUGGAAGAGGUGGACGAAGUAUAGAUGAUGUUCUAAAUGAACAUCAUGCUGUGUUAAAACAGAAUUAAACUAGGGAUUGAGAUGAAUAAAGAUCAUAAACUCAUUAGUGAUAAGUGAGGAAAUAAAUCAGCUGAUGAGGACAACAGUUUUCUGUUUCCACCAUGUGCUCCGGUUUGGUUCAGGACAGUGUGGCACAGUUUGGUUCUUACUCGUGUUUUCACAGCCAAAUGUACCAAGUGCUCCUCACAGGAAGCAUGUUGGCUGCGUGAUGGCUCUGAGAGGGCUUGAUUGUCAUGCAUGUAUUUUAACAGAACAGACCGUUCACACUGUCAGUGUGAGCAGCGCUUCUCACACACCAAAAAAAAAAGAUAAUCUGAGGGCUGUGUUGGCUCUGUGUCAGCUGUGGGUAUGACACAAGCAUGAAAAUAUAGCAUGACUAGAAUGCUUUCAAAUGAAAUAUGACGGCUGCAGGUAAGCUUUGUUAUUAUUAAAAAAAAGCAAGUUACAGGAAGUAUUUCUUGUGCGAUCUCCCUCUCCCUUUGCAUCCAUCUCUGGGCCCCUCUCUCUGCUCAGCUGGUGUCUGUGUAAAUUCACCAAGACCGUUUCCUGAUAGGACUGACCCUGACUGCUGAUAACACCUGAAAGCAUUCCCUGAUAUGAAUAAAACAGAGUCAUGAUCCAUUAAGGUACAUUAUUUACUGAUCAAAAAACAUCAGGUCAGGAGAGAUAAUCCAGGACAAUCUUUCCUCCCCUCUCUCAAUCAGCUGUUCACAGUGUGUCUAGCUAGGUGCAGAACAGUAGGAAAGUAUAGAUUGGUUAUUUUGGGACCUUUCCAAACUUUUGACAAUAGAAAUGUUAAUCAUAGCGGACUGUGCUGAACCGAACUGAACCGGACCACUUGCUAGAAACUGAUCUAUAGACUUAUAUCAAAUCAGACUGACCUCUGCCCCCUGUUGGACCUUAGAGGGACUGCAGGUUUGCAUCCACGUCCAAUUCAGAUGGAUGCCCAUCAGCCUUGAAGGAGCAGGCGGUUUCUGAUCUCUCUCUUUAACGCAUCCUGAGUCGGUCAGUAAACACGUCACAGACAAAGUGAAUGUUUAUUUUAGUAAAAGAUUAAAACAGUUUGCAUGUCAGGCAUGAACGACAGCAUGGAGGGUCACUGAAGAAACCCUGGAGAUGAUCGGACCGAGCGCAUUAUGUUUCUGAAUGUUUGAUCUGAAAUAUUUCACUCACUAUGACAUGUCUGAUUUAAAGGGACGGUACAGCUGCAUCCUGAUUGGCUGAAGCACCUGUAGAUAGAAGCUUUAGUGUGUUUAAUGUCCGUAGGAGACAUCAGUGAGACGUCUGCAACAGGAAGUGAUGUAAUGGUCGUCACAGCUGUUUCCUUAGUGAACAUCUGCAGCACAAAACAAACCAAUGAUGUCAUGUAGAGAAGAACCAAAAAUGUCAAAUAAACUCAAAUAAAUACUCUGA
Notolabrus celidotus (New Zealand spotty) is the source of this 4213-nucleotide messenger RNA. RefSeq names its product amyloid beta (A4) precursor protein-binding, family B, member 3 (gene apbb3). Lineage: Eukaryota; Metazoa; Chordata; Actinopteri; Labriformes; Labridae. Gene Ontology annotation, cellular component: nucleus; cytoplasm. The record is from RefSeq and is a predicted model, not a curated record. Gene Ontology annotation, molecular function: transcription factor binding; amyloid-beta binding. Gene Ontology annotation, biological process: regulation of DNA-templated transcription. The coding region runs from base 64 to 1494 and encodes 476 amino acids. The transcript has 13 exons.